Molecule: messenger RNA, 2583 nt
Organism: Caenorhabditis auriculariae
Lineage: Eukaryota; Metazoa; Nematoda; Chromadorea; Rhabditida; Rhabditidae
Source: the annotation of a GenBank genome assembly
AUGAUUCACGGGCGUCAACAAGAACUCUAUUGCAAGACCAGCGUCACCCUGAACAAACGGAGCAAAAAUGUUCUCCUCGUUCCUGGUCGGUACACGUUGGCAUCCCUUUUCUUGUUCGGUUUCACGCUAUUUGAUUGAAUUUUUUCUGAUAGGAUUCUCAUAAAGUUUCAAGUUGGACACCAAAAAUGUUUCAGAGGUUUCCGUAGAAAGAAGAUAAACAUGUUUUUUUUUUGAAAGAAAAUGGAUUUUUUUUUGUCUUACCUCAUGGAGCAUCUAUUUUCCAAUUUCCGUUGCCCUCAAAUGAAUAUGUAUAGCUCGACAAUACUCAAAUUUACGUUUUACAUAGCAUCUGAGGUCCUAGUAGUUCUUCCGAGAUGCUUUAGGUAAAAAUUAUGAAAGAAGACUUUACAGUUUUUUGACCUUCAAUACUGAAAAAAUCAGUGAAAUUUAAUAUUUUCGAGCACAUCGAAAAUCAAACGCGAAAUAAAACUGUUUGACCCGAUUUCACACAGUUUUCGAAGCUAUUCUUCUCCUUAUUGGCAUUUUUACAAGAACCUUGAACUGAACUAUUGAGAAAAUCAGAUAUUCUGCUGGACUUUCAAUAAUUGUGCCGAUUUCUUUAUUCAAACCCAGAGGAAACUUGAGUCCACGUGGCCCCUGAAAGAGUAUCUAGUCUCAACAGUUUCUCAUUCACUCUCCUUAAGAAAUUGGCCUAGGUAAACACCUUUUUGAGAACACUUGGACCACUAUCUCAGGGAAUUCACGCAUUCCCCAGGAAAUUCGAGCCGUUUCGAGCCGCGGCUCGAGCUCUCUUUCGUCACUAUUUUUGUUUCGACGUUGCUCCGUUACGCAGAUCGUUUGCAUAUUCGUAGCGACGGUUGGCAUGCCGCCAGCUUCCUUCUCUAUAAAUACCGAAGAAUAACGCGGAACGUUUCAGACUACAGAAUGUGUCUGUCUGGAUUCACCCAGAUUCUCUAUGGAAUCGCUAUGGUCGGCUGCGCCAUUCUGACCGCCGUUGCUCUUUUCACACCUAGUGAGUUUUACAACCACGUUUUUUUUCGAUUAAAAAUUGGUAAAAACUUCAAUUCUUCUUGACUGAGAAUUGACUGAAUAUUGAAAUAGUCAUUUUUGAAAUAUUCAAAAAAAAAAAAUCGUUUCUUUAAAACCUCAUCUAGGUUAAUAAGCUUUUUCCUGAGUUUUCAAUGAACAAAAUGCCCUCCAGCGUUAUUUUUUUCUCCCUCUAAGCUUUCAAAAAAAUAAAUUUAAAUUUUUGCCUGUCUCUGUUUCCCGAAGUGAUUCUUGAUUAAAAAAACUGAAAAUGAAGUAUUUUUUUAGAAAAAUCUCAUUUUUCAACCAUCUUGAUUUCUAAGACAUUUUUGAAAAAAAUUAGUUUGAUUGGUUCUCAAAAAUUUUUUUCUCUAUAUAAAGUUUCUUAGAAAAAAAUGCUCAUAUACCAAGGAGUUCAGUUCUGAAAUAAAAAAAGGAGAAAAAUUGAAAAGGCAAUUGCAAUGUUCCUUUUUCAGGCUGGAACACCUUGAAAAACGACUUCAACCAUCCAGACGAAUGGAACGGUCUGAUGCCUUGGACUUGUGUCGCCCAUUCUCAAGGGGCCACUUGCCAUGAUUGGUGGGCCGUGAGUUCUCCUACUCUUCUCGCCAAAUAAGAAUGAAGCUUUUUCAAGAAUCUUCCUGGUUGGAUGCGAUGCGUCGUCGUUUGCAUGAUUCUCGCUCUAAUCGUUGAAAUCGUGGCCAUUAUCUGGAACAUCAUUACCUUGUGAGUCAUUAUGUGUUGAAAUAUUUAGCGAGCAGGUCCUGAAAAUGUUUGUUUGAAUAGUAGGUAGACAAACAAAACGUAACAAGCUCGAAAUAGAGGAGAAAAAUGAGAACAAGUGGUAUAAUUUUAGCUGCGCCUGUUGCUGCAAGAAGUAUAUUAUCCACCCAUUGACCAUCUUGGCCGUGAUCGUGACAAUAUUGCUUCUGAUCACUGUCAUCGUCUACGCCGCCAACUACACUGGAGCUUUCUCCAGCCCUAACAUCGAGAAUUCGGUAAGUUAUCAGGAUCUCAAAAAGUUUCAUUAUUUCCAAGUAUUUGGAAUGAUACUUAAAAAGACUUAUGAACCUCUUUUUCUUAGAGAAUCGUUAAUUUCAUUUUUAAACAACUUUUUAAAACGACGUUGAAGAAAAUACGAAGGCCUUUUUAUUAAAGUCGCUCAAUGAAAAACUUUAUACUUACUGAAAAGAACUGUCAUUUGAAACUUUUAGCCACCACAAAAAAUGUCCGAUAGCCCCAAAUGAAAAAGAAACAUAUGUUAAAUUGUGAUUUUUGAGAAUAUUUCGAAGCAAUAUGAGUAGAUUUGCCAAGACCUGACGGAUCAGCCGAAAGCUUUUCAAACUAUUCAGAAAAAAAAGAAACAAUCUCUGACCCUAAGCUUAAAGUUCCUUUCCGAAAACCCCGUUCUUCAUGAAAUCUCACAAUUUUCAGCUCGGCUACUCAUAUUGGCUUACUGUUGGUGCCUUGGUUCUAGCUGCUGCUGACGUCAUCAUUGGAGCUCUGACCGUUUGUCUCGGCGAAAACUGUUGUUAA